Colletotrichum gloeosporioides is the source of this 474-nucleotide messenger RNA. RefSeq lists its product as uncharacterized. The coding region runs from base 1 to 474 and encodes 157 amino acids. Lineage: Eukaryota; Fungi; Ascomycota; Sordariomycetes; Glomerellales; Glomerellaceae. The transcript is spliced from 3 exons. The record is from RefSeq and is a predicted model, not a curated record.
AUGAAGUUCACUUCGGCCGUCACUACCCUCGUCGUUGCCUUCGCUGCCGGCUCCACCACCGCCGACAUUGUGCCAGGCAACCCCGCUGGCGGCUGGUUCAAGCGCAGUUGCAAGGACUACAAAUUAACCACGCGUUCAAAAGGGGGUCCUGGCAAUGGAGAACUUGUAUCCCUUGAAGCGUCAUGCCGAGCCCUAGAUGGCAGUUACAAGGACAACCGGCUCGAUCUCACAAUCUGCAUUGGCAACUUCGAUGGCCAAAUGGGAUGGCGAAAGCUGGGCUUCUUCGACGACGAAUGCGGAUACUGCAAGAUCGUCAACCAGGAGAAGGAUCAGUACGACAUGGAAUGCCUGUGCAAGUCAGUCAGUCAGUUUAAGGAUCCGAAGAGCACUAUCAAUCUCAACGGCCGCAUUCGUAACGAGGACGGCAUUCUCUGGUGUGGCUACCUUUCAAGCGAAUACCAGCCACCUGCGUAA